Molecule: messenger RNA, 4191 nt
Organism: Nelumbo nucifera (sacred lotus)
Lineage: Eukaryota; Viridiplantae; Streptophyta; Magnoliopsida; Proteales; Nelumbonaceae
Biological process (GO): protein phosphorylation
Molecular function (GO): receptor serine/threonine kinase binding; ATP binding; protein kinase activity
Source: RefSeq, a predicted model, not a curated record
GUCCACCUUGAAGAGAAUAUAAAAUGGGAAGUGGGAACGAGGAAGCUUCAAUCUCGGCCACUCCGUCUUAUCCUCUCCGGUGACUCCCCUGCUAAGUGCUGAUCGCCAAUCAGCUCUGUACGAUGACUGUCCAUCAUCAUCAGCAGCUUCAGUUGAGUGGCAGAAGAAGCUACAUGUAUCCUAAGGUUAGUAAACAACUCGACUUCGAUUUCCAGUCUUCUGAAAUUUCAAGAUCGGCCAAUCCAAGCGCCACCUGCUUCUUCACUCGUGUUCAUACCGGUAAUGUCCUUUCCCGGCAAACCCAUAACUAACUUCUCUCAGCUUCAUCAUCAUCGUUCAUCACUCAUCAUUCCCAUUCCUUCUUCAUUUUUCAAUCCUCAAUCACAAUAAUGUCUACAAUACCCUCAACCUCUCUUGGAAUUUCACGCCCUCUCUUUGCCUCCCUCCUCCUCCUCUUCUUCUUACCCUUGCAGGCCAUCUCCCAGACCACAUAYGACGAACAGUCCAUYCUACUCAAACUAAAGCAAGAUUGGAAAAAUCAACCUCCUAUGGACUCUUGGAAAUCGUCGCUUCCUUUCUGCAAUUGGACGGGAAUCACCUGCGACAAUGGUUCCGUCACCGGCAUUUCAUUUGGCAACUGGAACAUAAAUGGACCAAUCCCUCCCAUCAUCUGCAAUCUCAGCAACCUCAACCACCUCGACCUCACUCUCAACUAUAUUACUGGAGAAUUUCCCACCUUUCUCUACAACUGUUCGAAACUCGUGUAUCUUGACCUUUCUCAGAAUUACUUCGUUGGCCGCAUUCCCGAUGAUAUCCACCGGCUUUCUCGCCUCACCUACCUAAAUCUCGAAGCAAACAACUUCACCGGCGACAUCCCGGCAGCAAUCGGACGUUUGUCGGAGUUGAAGACGCUCUCUCUUGUUCAGAAUUUGUUUAAUGGGACCUUCCCUCCUGAAAUCGGUGAUUUGUCGAACCUUGAAUUUUUGCAAAUGGCUUAUAAUGGUUUCUUGCCUUCGAGGUUGCCGGUUCAAUUCGGUCGGUUGAAGAAACUGACACUUUUGUGGAUGGCGAGCACAAAUUUGAUUGGAGAAAUUCCAGAAUCAAUUGGCAAUAUCACGGAGCUUCAACACUUGGAUCUCUCAGUGAACAAUAUGAACGGAUCGAUUCCUGGCAGUGUUUUUCUUUUGAAUAAGCUAAAAAAUCUGUAUCUUUACAACAACAAAUUUUCCGGUGAGAUUCCUAGAAGGAUUGAGUGUUUGAGUUUGAACAAUCUAGAUAUUUCGAUCAACAAGUUGACUGGUCCGAUACCUGAAGAUUUUGGAAAGUUGAAUAAGUUGCAGUAUUUAUUUAUGUAUUAUAACCGAUUAUCGGGCGAGAUACCGGCAAGUAUCGGUCGGCUUCCAGCGCUCAAAGAUAUUCGGCUAUUCAACAACAACUUCACUGGCGUCCUGCCCCCCGAUUUAGGCCUCUAUUCGAAGCUUAUAAGUCUCGAAGUAUCGAAUAAUCGGCUAACAGGCAAGUUGCCGGAUCAUUUAUGCGCCGGUGGUGUGUUGACAGGAGUGUCGCUCUUCUCGAACCACCUCAGCGGAGAAGUGUCGGCGUCCCUUGGAAAUUGCAAUAGUCUGACCGAUAUUCAGCUUUACAAUAAUGGAUUUUCCGGCGAGUUUCCUGCCAAUCUUUGGUCAUCGAUCAAUCUAACAACUUUGAUGAUAAGCAACAACUCAUUUUCCGGCAAGCUUCCAAGCAAACUGGCCUGGAAUUUAACACGAUUGGAGAUCAGUUACAAUAGGUUUUCAGGUGAGAUUCCUUCAUAUAUCGCAUUUUCAACUAAUCUGGUAGUCUUCUUGGCAAGCAACAACCAGUUCUCCGGAAAAAUUCCUACCAACUUAACGGCCCUCUCCCAUCUUACAAUUCUAAAGCUGGACGGAAAUCGUCUUUCGGGUGAGCUCCCGUCAGAUAUAGUUUCGUGGAAGUCAUUGACCUCUCUGAACCUCAGUAGAAAUCAACUGUCUGGUGACAUUCCCCGUGCCAUUGGAUUACUUCCAAACCUAAUUGACCUGGACCUGUCGGAAAACCAGCUUUCAGGCGAUAUUCCAUCUGAAAUCGGCAGUCUUAGACUAACCUUUUUAAACCUAUCUUCAAACCAAUUAACGGGGAUGAUCCCGGAUGAAUUUGAAAAUAUGGCCUAUGAAAACAGCUUCUUGAAUAACUCAGGCCUGUGUGCAGCUAAUGUUUUCCUAAACCUACGUGUCUGCACUUCUCAACCCCAAGAAUCGCAGAAGUUAUCCCCCCGGCUUCUGGCUAUAAUCAUAACUUUUUCCGGGCUUGUGUUUCUGGUUGCCUUGUUAUCUGCAUUGUUAUUGGUCAGAGACUGCCGAAGAAGAAAGCAUGGACGAGAUCUUGCAAAAUGGAAGCUUACCUCUUUCCAGAGGUUGGCUUUCACAGAGUCAAUCAUUGUGUCCAAUUUGACCGAUAGAAACCUGAUCGGGGGUGGUGGGUCGGGCAAAGUUUAUCGAGUCCCCUUCGGGCAGUCCGGCGGCGAGGUUGUUGCCGUCAAAAGGAUUUGGAAUAACGGAAAAUUGGAGGAGAAGUUGGAGAAGGAAUUCGAGGCAGAGGUUAAGAUAUUGGGGAUAAUCCGGCACUCCAACAUUGUGAAGUUAAUGUGCUGUAUUUGCAGUGAGAAAUCAAGGCUCUUGGUUUAUGAGUUCAUGGAGAACGGAAGCUUGGAUCGUUGGCUUCACGGGAAGAAGAGGGGAUUGCUACCGUCUGGUGGUUCGAUCCAUGAUGCCAUAUUGGAUUGGCCCAGAAGGCUGCAAAUUGCAAUUGGAGCAGCCAAUGGGCUCUCCUACAUGCACCACGAUUGCCGUUCCCCCAUCAUUCAUCGCGACGUGAAGUCUAGUAACAUCCUCUUGGAUUCAGACUUCAGUGCGAAGAUUGCAGAUUUUGGGCUGGCCAAGAUGUUGAUCAAGCGAGGGGAUCCCGAAAGCAUGUCAGCCGUGGCGGGCUCAUAUGGCUACUUUGCUCCAGAGUACGCCUACACGACCAAAGUGAAUGAGAAGGUUGACGUCUACAGCUUUGGGGUAGUGCUCCUGGAGCUGGUAACCGGAAGGGAAGCCAACGAUGGAGGUGAGAAUUCAAGCCUGGCAGAGUGGGCGUGGCAACACUUGCAAGAUGGAAAACCCAUUCAAGAUGCUCUGGACGAGCAAAUCAGGGAACCUUGUUACUUGGCUGAGAUGAGGGUUGUCUUCCAGCUGGGUAUCCAUUGUACCAGCACCUUGCCCUCCACCAGGCCUUCCAUGAAACAGGUGUCUCAAGUUCUAACUCGAUAUGACCCCCUGCACCAAGGCCACGGGGAGAAGGUGGGGAAGGGCGACUUUGAUAUAGCUCCCCUGCUCACUGCUCCUACAUACCUUUCCAGCAACCGGAGCCGGAGGAGUAAGAGAACAUCAACAGAUGCCGAUGAUGAUACCUUAUCAUAUUCAUAUGACGCUUGAUCAUCAUCCAAUAAGGCCACUGUGAGAGUUGUUUUGUCUAAUGCUGUAACUUGCUCUGCACUGUGCUCAGAUCUGCUGCCCAGAAAGAUGCCACCCGUACGUGUACGGUGUACCCACAAGACUCUAGUGCCGGAAACAUAACCCCAUGAAUGACAAUCGACAUGUUUUUUGUGGUUGUGGAAUCCAUUCACUGAACUUCCUCGUAUAUGCUGCGCAAAUCCAUUCACUAGUGUGUCGAGAGGACUGAGCUGAAGGCAAGGGAACCUAAGGGUUGGUGUUCAGCUGCACAAGUAUCGUAAGCCAUGUUUGUUUAUAACUGGCUUAGCUGCCUAACAAGUCAGAGAUCAGUUAAACCUCAAGUAGCUACUCAUUAAAAAGAGGAUGAGGCCGACACCCUUCAAGUGUUUGAUCGACGGCCAAUUUGGCUCCACUAGCUUUUCAACAGGCUGUGGAAUCAAUAAUAUGGUUCUACAUAAUAUAUGGGGCGGCAUCUUUAUGGUAGGGUCCAUGAAUUUAUUACUGGGUUGCUUACAUUUUGGAUGUAAAUACAUUCGCAGAGGUGCAUAUGGACUCUCACUUGCUUUUACAUAAAUAUCAUCACCAAAUGUUAACUACUAACUAGUAUGUGUACUAGCAAGUAGCAACUAGAAUAAUAAUAACAACCAUCUACCAGCCAAGUUGGUCUUGAUCUUCGAAA